Tyto alba (common barn owl) is the source of this 4584-nucleotide messenger RNA. Its product is annotated as transmembrane protein 140-like. NCBI's taxonomy places the organism in Eukaryota, Metazoa, Chordata, Aves, Strigiformes, Tytonidae. The record is from RefSeq and is a predicted model, not a curated record. The transcript is spliced from 3 exons. The coding region runs from base 2862 to 3476 and encodes 204 amino acids.
UUCAUCAGGGAAUGCAUCCAUCUUCUUCUUCUUCUGGUCUUCUUUUCUCUUUCUACAUCUCACUCCUCACCCCCCCUCAAUUUAUACACACUUUCCUUGGGUCCGUCCCCCAGGGCAACCCACAUACCUACCUAUCACAUGUAUGGGGGAGUAGGAAGGUACUUCAUGGGAUGAUAUAAUUAGCAUGAUCUUGUUAAUCUUCAUUAGCAUAUUCAGGGGUGUCAACUUUAAUAUACCUUUCAUGGAUAAUAAAGCAAAGGUCAUUCACUGGACAGAUGGCCCUUGCACCUUUACAAGAGGCACCAGGGCAGAACUGUCCUGCCUCCACAAGGCUCCCUCCUCCAGCUGCAUCUUGUGCUAAUCAGGCCGCCUUACCAGCUUCAGCCUCCACAUUACCCACCCCGUGACUAUAGUUUCAGAACUUGCGAGUGUUUGAGACAUUCCUCAGCUUGGAGGGCCUCUGCUCCCCCUCCAUCCCUUAACUCUUUCUCAGGCUGUUUUUCUCAGCCCCUGUUUUGGGGAGUUACAAGUCGGCUCUCACAUUACACCACCCCACACCCAUCACACCUAGCCUCCCCAACUGCUCCAUCAUCAGAUAGACUUUGAGCAUCUGAAGCCAAAGGGGCAGCCAGGGGACACCUGUGAAAUGUCCCUAGGAAGGAGAAGAGCAGGGCAGAAUGCAUCCCGCCCAGCCUUCAGGCACAACCGUCCCUGCCCAAAUGCCUGGAAGGAGAUGGCAAGGGAACUACCCACCAGAGAGGCUGCCAAAGAUGUGGAAGGAGGACUCUAGAAUAAGAACAUCAGUGGUACCAGGGGCAAGUCUUGAGCCAGAGGUUGACUGUGCCUCUCCCUGCUGGCAGCCUUGGCAUCCCAGGAGGCAUUACAAGCAGCAGAGACCGAGACCCUCCAGGGGAGGAGACACAAGGCUCCUCAGGAAACACUGAGGAGCACUUUUGCCAUAGGUGCACAAUCAGGCAACCAGCUCUGGCCAGGAAGAUGCCACACUCCAAAAGUAACAUUCCCAAAUGGUGUAUUUAUUUCUCUGAACUGUGCAUAGAAGGCCAGGGAGAUGGAGGGGUGUGCAAAGCCUAAAGCCAGGAUGUGUGGCCAUCUAAUCACACUCAUGAAAGCUGAGGCGUAGGAGAUAGGAAGGGGAUCAGACACCCAUCUAGGAGGACAGUGGCUCGAGGGCGAAGUGCUGUGGCAUGGUGGAGCAGACCCACUGCAGCAGUCAUCCUGAUUGCUCCAGCAAACAGGACCCCAAUGAGAAGUGAGGAUAUUUGUGAAAGAGCUGCUUGUGCCUCACGAUUGUGGCAGCCAAACGGCAACCUCCCCUGUGGUGCUGAGGUCAGCUAAGGAGUUGGCCGAUCACCAGAUCCAAAUCACACACCCAUUUCCUUCCUGAACAACAGAAAAGUGAUUGGCAUGAGGCAAAACUGCGUGACCAACCCUCUUGAGAGCACAAACAUGCCUCCUGUCAGUGCACUUUUCCUCACUGGAACAGAGGUCUCGCCUCAGUGGUCUCGGUUCAUACCUCAGUUGCCCAGCCAGCAGCCGCAAUGUUAGAUCUCAGCUAUAUGCAGCCCCAAGGCUUCCUUCUGUGUUCCCACCAUUCACCAUAUUCAGCUCAGCACCUGUGGCACACUAGGCUUUAUUUGCUGCAAGCCUUCCACCCCCACCCCUGAUUUCUCUCACCAUAACCCCUGCCCAAGCCAUCUAUGAUCUGGACCACUUCGACCCAUAUCCUUGUCCUUCUCAACGCUAAAAUUACUCCACACACACAAGCCAGAUAGGAAGGCACCUCCCCACUGUCACCUGUCUGGUGGCUCUAUCCACUGAGCUUCUCUUAGGGCUUCCUCCUAUAUUUCCUUUCACCCUUGUGCUCUUGGGUGUGAGUGUAAAUAUUACAGGCUCACGACGUAUGUACCAGCUGGAGGUUUCCAGACCAUGCCUAAAUGUGAAACUACUAUGUGGGACUCUGUAAACACCUUCAUGGCUAGGUGUCCCACAUGUAUCACCCCUCAACACACCCCUCUAACAGACCCACCACCAAGGCUGCUUAUAGGACAGGACAAAUAAAUGGUUCUGGAUCUGUCCAGGAGGACUAAAGGAAGGAGAGUUUUGCCCCUCACAUCACUCGAGGUUCCACAGGUUUCCUGUUGCAGCAGGCAGCUUGCCACUUCUCCAGAGCUGUGCCUGCGUAGGCACUGUGUCAGUGGGUGAGGGGGAGCUCGGGCAAAGCCGAGCGUGGGAAGAAGAGGGAGGGGAGCAGCGCUCAAUGUGCAGGAUGGGCCAAGUGCUCAGUGAACUCCAACAGUGCUGCGGUACUGGAGUCAGCACUGGGACAGUCAGUUACCUCUACAGAAAUGUCCAAACAAAACAAACUCAUCUCAGCCCCCACGGACACCCAAGCCACUCCAGUAGUCCAAUUCUCCUGGGUGAGCUUAGCCCAGUCAGUUAUGUUGAUUAGCACAGCCAGGAGAAAGCCUGCCCCCCGCUUGGACGGUGGGGGCUGAGCUCAGCUUGUUUUCUUAGUCAUAUUCAGAUGACGCAGUAUCAGAUCACCGCAUCAGGCUCCCGUGACCCUCAAAAUCGAAACAGAAAGCAGGAGGCAGCUGCCAGUCACGUAACAGGAGCAGUGGUGUCAGAACCCAGCUAGCACGGGACCUGUCAGCAGCCACAGACCAGCUCAGCUCACCAGGGCGGCACCUCAGCCCUCUUCAGCGUGUUUCAGCUCCUCACCCACGCAGAUGGGCAAUCCAUUCAGAGCAAUGGACAUCCUCGGUGCGACCUUCCAGUCUUUCCAGAAGCAUGUUGUGAAGACCUCCAAGGGAAGCUACAAGAAGUGAGCAGGUUUUACCAUGAUAUCAAGAGACCAUGCUUGCACCAGGAUGGGUCUGCUGCAAUGGAGGUACACUGGGCACCUGCUCUAUGUCCUGACCCUACUCAAGGCUGCCGGGACCUUGGCCUUGAUGUUCUACGCGCUGCUGUGGGAAGCUGGGAACCUGGUCAACCUUCCUGACAAACGCAUUGGCUUUUACAACUUCUGCCUGUGGAAUGAGACAGCUGGGGAGCUGCAGUGCCUGGAGUACAAGCAUCUGCAGGUGAUGGGCAUCAGCCUACCAGAAAUAGUGAUAGCCAGGGUUUGUGUGUAUUCCUGCCUCGUCCUCAGCAUCUUCUACCCCAUUUUUGUUGUACAUGCAAAGUGCACAGAUGAGAGAGGGAGCUGGAAGGUGAUUCUCAUCACAUUUAUCAUCAAGACGAUAAUCCUGUCUGGAGGCCUGGGUAUGUUUCUUUUCCAAACCUCACCAUGGAUUCACCCCUCUGAUUUCACUGGAGGCUUCCUGGCACUGCUGGCGACUCAGGCUUUGCUACUGCUCCAGACUCUCACUGCUGCUAUGUAUCUCAGCUGGGUCAAGCACACCUCCCACUGUCAAAGCCCUUUUACUGAGAAGGCCCUGCCCACUGAGGUUUGACAGUGAAGAAGAUGCAAGAGCCAUCGAUAACCUGCUUUAAAACAGUAAUCCCACCACAGCUUUAGUCACUGGCAGGAAUCUGAUCCUUAACUCAAAGGCCCAUGUCCAGCCAUGCUCUGGCACACGGCUGUGUGCUGUGCUCCUGAAGCGAGCAGGCAGCAGACACCAACACCCACAGCACAUCGUGGAAGCUUCCCAGAAACAGCAGCAUGUAACACACCCUUCAGCCUGGGCCACAACAGCAAAGCGACAACAUUUCUGGCCCUGACGCAGAGGACAGUGAAGGGGACAGAUCAGAACCAGCACACAGUGGAUACAGCCCUCCGGACAUAUCUAGCCUAAGCAUAGGCAGGCAGAGAUGCAAACAGGCUUCCUUUCUUGGAAUUGCCCAAAGAGACUCUGCUUCUUCUCCACUGCCUAGACUCACCAGGGCUGCCUUUGAGGCAACUGUGACUUGAGGAGCUGUGGCUUCACACUGCCAUCACAGCAGCGGCAGCUCCUGAAGUGCACUGGAAAUACUCUCUUCAGCAGCAGCACCUGUACUUCACCUGCUGGAAUAACAUCUGGACUGACUACUCUGCUUUAGUUCAUUAGGGUGAAGUGGCCCACAUUCAACCCCAGCAGCAGCAGAGCACCUGAAAGGGCAGCCUAACAACUUGCUGAACACAGCCCUAACGAGGAGGCGCGUUCUGUGAAGAAGCAGAGGAUUUUGGUGCAGAGCCCCAGGUUUGUCCCCACUGAUAUUACGGAGCUGAGCCUAGCAGUCCGGCAGCCUGUGAGACUCCAGAACUGGAUCUCUGCAAGGACAGCUCACCACAAAGCUAGCUCAGACCAACGGACGCCCCGCGCAAGGGUGCGCUCCGGCAGCUGGGCCAGGACUGCCACAGGCCAGGGUGCAGUGCCCCAGCUGGGCCAUCAAAACCAGAGCAUUGGCUGGGUCUCUCCACCACGGCGGUGCACAGCACCACUCCAUGCCAUGUCUGUAAGCUUGCACAAAGAAGCGCCUGCUUUCCCGCUCAUCCCCUUCAGAGACAUGAGGGUCCGUUCUUUUUUCUGCUGCAGUCUUGGUGUGCAUGUGCCUGGUGAUGAUGGUUUGACUGAUUCUUCA